CCUUCAUUUCUUUGCCGCUCCUCUUCUACCGCAGCUCGUUCCAUCCUAUUUUCAAGCGCCACAAUGACGACUCGAUUCAAGAAGAACCGCAAGAAGCGUGGCCACGUGAGCGCCGGUCACGGCCGUAUUGGUAAACAUCGCAAGCAUCCCGGUGGUCGUGGUAAUGCCGGAGGCAUGCACCACCACCGCAUCCUUUUCGAUAAGUACCACCCUGGAUACUUUGGGAAAGUUGGUAUGCGCUACUUCCACAAGCUCCGCAACAAGUUCUUCUGCCCCACGGUCAACAUCGACAAGCUCUGGUCGAUGGUACCGCAGGAAGUGAAGGAGAAGGCGUCGAAGGACAACGCGCCGUUGAUUGAUGUAACGCAGUUCGGUUACUUUAAGGUUCUUGGUAAGGGGUCGCUUCCAUCCGACCACCCCGUUGUGGUGAAGGCGAAGCUCGUAUCGAAGAACGCAGAGAAGAAGAUUAAGGAGGCUGGUGGCGCUGUUGUGCUCACUGCCUGAUUAGGUUUCUGUGCUUUUUUGUUUAAUUACUGAUUUGUGUUACGAUGUUGACUUUAUUAUUGCUGGAGGGACUUUUUAUCCGGGAAAUCUUGAUAUAUUUUUAUAAAUGUUCCAAAUUAAAGAGAUUGUGUUCUGAUUAUAUCCAAUUGGAUUUGCGUUUGCAGCGA
This is a messenger RNA of Sesamum indicum (sesame), 671 nucleotides long. Its product is annotated as large ribosomal subunit protein uL15x. NCBI's taxonomy places the organism in Eukaryota, Viridiplantae, Streptophyta, Magnoliopsida, Lamiales, Pedaliaceae. Gene Ontology annotation, cellular component: ribosome; cytosolic large ribosomal subunit. Gene Ontology annotation, biological process: translation. The record is from RefSeq and is a predicted model, not a curated record. Gene Ontology annotation, molecular function: structural constituent of ribosome.